CUUGUUCCCAAAUUCGCUUCGCGUCCACCGAAGCCCCAGCAGCUUUUAACAACUACGAUUCGACGACUGCAAACCACACCGAGCAGUCAGGUACAAACUUCACCAACACCGACGCGACACCCUCGCCCCAAACGAACGAAUUGGUCUCAUCAAACCUUCCAUCUCGACAGCUUUCUCCUCCAUGAUGAAUAGACCAGGCGCAGUACCCCCAAAUCAUCGCGGGAUGCCAGCAGGCUUUGGUGGUCAACCGAAGCCACCGCAACAAUCCGCACGAGCCGCUUCGAAUCGGUUACCUAACGGAACAAUGGCUGGCAACGGCGCAGGGUGGGCGUUUGCAGGCGUCCCGAUGGCAAGCGGUGGCCUGCAGAACCCUUCCAGGCAGUUGGGAGGCAACGUUAGUUUUGCGCAAAGCUUAAGCGGGUCGCAACCGGCGACACCGCUCGACCUUUCUGAAUUCCCCUCCCUGUCCGGUAACUCGCAACUUUCGAAUCAAUCACAAUCCUCGAUGUGGUCGACUGGUGGAGCGAGGAAUCUGGGCGGCCCGGCUCCUAUACAGCGCAACCAGCCCACGCCUCUAUCUCAACAACCGAACCAACAAGAAGACAUGUACACGCCGCCCUCACGUCUGCCAACCGACCAAGGAUCAUUUCGCUUUGGAAACCAGGCGAGCAUUGGCCAGACGGCACAAUCGCAACCAAAUGCGGUUGACGACUUCCCCCCACUUAACAGGAACCCCAAUGGAGAGAUUGGUCGUGAGCGUGGCGGCCCAAGUCUCAUGUCUAGCCUGGGGUUUGCCCCUCCCAGCGGCAAUGGUACGGUCUCUGCACAGCAACCGAGCAGAGCUGCGAACGGUCUGCUGAAUGCCCUUUCAGCAAACAGCAGAUCGACGGAGACUCGAUCUCCAGUUGAUGCAAGAGGUAUGAGUACAGAUGAAGACUCCCGGCAGAAGGGACUGGCCUCGCAGAAGUCAUCGCUGGAUGGAAUGGCAAACCAAAGUGAGGGCAGGCAUCCAGGGACGAUUGGAAACAGUGGACCCGCAGGCAAGGCCAAGGCCGAGGAGCCGGUGCCGUCUGUACCAGUUCAAGAUCCAUUGGCAGGGAUGCCCGAGAGUGACAAAUGGGGCAUAAAAGGGCUUCGGUUUUUGAUGAAUGGAUUCCCCGACUACAACGCUUUAGUCUCGGGCAUCGACUACACCAACAUGGGACUGGAGCAAGCUCUCCGCAAUCCAGAGCCGAUAUCAGAACAAAUUUACUCAGCUUUUGAUGACACACCGCCAAGGCCCGCAAUUCCCAAGUUCCGGUUGCCAGAAUGCUACAAGGUCAACAAUGUUCAGCCUAUUGAGAAUAAGAUUCAGGGCUUCAACGAGGAGACGUUAAUGUGGAUUUUCUACUCGUGCCCGGGAGACCGUCAACAGCAACUGGCGGCUCUCGAGCUCAACAACCGCAACUGGCGAUGGCAUAAGAAGUUGCAAGUAUGGUUGACCAAGGAUGAGCAUAUGAUGCCUCAAGUUAUCAGCCCAAACCACGAACGGGGAUACUACCUCGUUUGGGAUACGACACAAUGGCGUAAAGAUAGGCGCGAGCUGGCACUCGAUUACGCCGACUUGGACACCAACCCUCUUGGCCUGACACUGGGGUCAUAAAGGGUUGGGUUCGGCGGCUAGGUCAGAUCUGUCGCUCGGGCAGGAGAAGAAGGAUCAUGCUGAUGGCCGCGAGGAAAGCAUCAGGACACCAAACACGUUUCCUGAUGAUUCCACAAAGCUAUUGCUACAGCUAGGUCUUUGAGCAGUUUUGCUAGUGGACUGGUCGGAUGAUGUUUACCGAUCUGCGCUGCUCAAGAAUUACUGCAUGUUAGUUUUGGUUGCUUUCGUCGCUUGCACGCCUUCGGUUUGCUACUGCGCUGGAGUUGAAACAAAAAGUGCCGACUAAUAGUAACAAUGCACAAUUGACGCACGGGGCCGUGUUGGCUCUUGUUGUGAUGCAACCUUGAAGUAUUGUGAACAAUCGUGAAGUGGAACCCUGUAGUGUGAGAUUGAUUUUCG
Messenger RNA from Pyricularia grisea, 2041 nucleotides. RefSeq lists its product as uncharacterized. NCBI's taxonomy places the organism in Eukaryota, Fungi, Ascomycota, Sordariomycetes, Magnaporthales, Pyriculariaceae. Bases 182 to 1642 code for a protein of 486 amino acids. Gene Ontology annotation, biological process: nuclear-transcribed mRNA poly(A) tail shortening; regulation of DNA-templated transcription. The transcript is spliced from 8 exons. Gene Ontology annotation, cellular component: CCR4-NOT core complex; P-body. The record is from RefSeq and is a predicted model, not a curated record.